Molecule: messenger RNA, 446 nt
Organism: Thlaspi arvense
Lineage: Eukaryota; Viridiplantae; Streptophyta; Magnoliopsida; Brassicales; Brassicaceae
Source: the annotation of a GenBank genome assembly
AUUUUCCAAAACUUUUUAAUGUUGUAUAAAACUGAAAGGAUGUAUAGUCCCUAGAGAUGCAGAUCAAGCUCAUGAGAAAGGAGAAAAAAAACGAAGAUCUCUUUAUAAAAUAGUCAAUAAAUAAGCCGAUCGAUCUCUAGAAAGAUCGAUCGUCCAUCGUAUGGCGACUGGACCGGCGCAUCUGGCUUGACGGUCUGAGCCUCUAAGCCAUGGUAGCUAAACCAUACGAAGAAGGGAAGAUCACGAGAUCUCUAGACAUGGGUGGGACUUUCGAAUAUCCUACAUCGAUCUAUGUUUCGUUCAUUCCACAUGACAUCUCUUCUAAAGGUGUCGCAAAAGGCAAAAAAUGUCUCAAGAAAGCUUUUGGAUUAACAUCGGAAAAAAGAAAAGCCAGUACUGAAUUGCAAAACAACAACAUAGAGCAAUCAGCCAAUCAAUACGAUCAA